AUGGCGCGCCUGAGCCUGUAUCGCGUCGUCGCCGCGUUGGCCGCACUCGUGCUCGCGGCGCAGUGGUGGCCGCGGGCGCUGCCGGCGCCGCCGCCGGCGGGCCCCGCGGGGCCCGACGGCAUCGUCCGCCUCCGGCGCGCGUCCGCGCCCGCGCGCCGCGCGCCGCGCGCCGCGCGGACGACCAACGGUACGCGCGGCUGCGGCCCGCCGCUCUUCGUCGUCCACUGGACGCACGUGCCCAAGGCCGGGGGCACGGCGUUCGCGCGAGUCGCGCGGCGCGCGGCGUGCGCGGCGAACCCGCGCCUCGCGGCGGACAACCCCUGCUGCGUCGACGACCUCUGCCUCGGGCCGACGUGCGAGUCGCCGGGCCGCUGCCCGCUGGUCAUGGCCCAGGGCGUCCACACGGCCGCGAUCGGCGCCGCGAUGCAGCGUUUGGCGACGACGGGCCGCUGCGGCUACGACUGGUUCUCCACGACGAGCUCCCUGCGGGCGGCUCUGGGCGAGGAGGCGCGGAGCGGCGAAGCGGCGCGGAACGCGUCGCUCGCGGCCUGGCCCCUCGCGUCGCGCGCGCGGUUCUACGGCGCCGCGGGCGUGCCUCUCGCGCGGCUCGACGCGGACGUCCGCGACUUCGCGCGGACGCACGACGGCCGGGGCUUGCUGGCGGCGGCGUCCGCCGCCGCGGAGCGCCCGCCCUGCGGCGGCGACGCCGCGCGGGGCGCGCACUCGCUGACCGUCGUGCGCCACCCCUUCGCGCGCGCGGUCUCCGCGUUCUACUACCGGGGCCACAGCCCGAACUACGACGUCUUCGACCUGCGGCCGGGCCUCUGGGUGCGGCCCUGGAUCAAAAGGGCCGACGUGAACCUGCGCGAGUACCUGGCGCUGCCCGAGUACGCGAACGUGCUCACGAAGAUGUUCGGCGCGACGUGCCCCCGCGACGCGACCUGCGCGGAGAGCGAGUCCUGCGGCUGCAGCCGCACGCAGCGGUGCCACGCCUACCGCAACGCGUCCCUGGGCGAGGCGCACGUCGCCGCGGCGGUCGCGAACCUGCGCGCGCACCGCGCGUUCGGCGUCCAGGAGGCGUUCAACGCGUCCGCGCGGCUCGCGGGCGCGGCCUUCGGCUUCGCCGUCGAGAGCCGCGACCUGCGGCCGGACCGCCCGUCGGCGGCGCUCGCGGGCCGGUGCAGCCCGUCGCGCGUCAUGCGCUCGGACCCGGCCGCGUGCCGCGCGGCGUUCGCGGGCCACGCGCUCGACGUCCGCGUCUUCGAGGCCGCGCACCGCGAGUUCUGCGGCCGCCUCGAGGCCGCGGGGCUGCGGCCGGCCGCGGACGCGGAGCUCGCGCGCGCGGGCCUCUGCGGCGAACUGCGCCACGACGACGCGGACGCGGUCUGCGGGCCCCUCGAGGCGCCCGCGGCGCUCGCGCGGCUCGAGGAGCUGCGGAGGCCCUGCCGCAAGGACGGCGCGUGGUGGGCGCUGAAGCACGGGUUCCACAGUACCGCGUGA
This is a messenger RNA of Aureococcus anophagefferens, 1500 nucleotides long. RefSeq lists its product as hypothetical. Lineage: Eukaryota; Pelagophyceae; Pelagomonadales; Pelagomonadaceae. The transcript has 2 exons. The record is from RefSeq and is a predicted model, not a curated record. The coding region runs from base 1 to 1500 and encodes 499 amino acids.